Messenger RNA from Puntigrus tetrazona (Sumatra barb), 3262 nucleotides. It is a transcript of the gene plpp1a, whose product is annotated as phospholipid phosphatase 1a. The record is from RefSeq and is a predicted model, not a curated record. Lineage: Eukaryota; Metazoa; Chordata; Actinopteri; Cypriniformes; Cyprinidae. The transcript has 6 exons. Bases 2050 to 2880 code for a protein of 276 amino acids. Gene Ontology annotation, molecular function: phosphatidate phosphatase activity. Gene Ontology annotation, biological process: phospholipid dephosphorylation; signal transduction; phospholipid metabolic process.
GUCUUCCCUCGCCGCUCUUUUGAAGGAUAUUCAUCUUGAGAGUUUAAUGGGCUUCGUUUCGAUUGAGCAAACAGACAAAUAGACAGCGAAGAGCAGCUGUUUCAACGAGACUCCUGACCGCCGAACAGGUGCGAAAUGCAGUUUCAGUAGAGAUUGAAAGCAGCUGUUCAAGUCACUCCAUCUCACAUUGUGUCUGAGGCUGGCCGCACACGAGACCAUAAUUAAAGGAUAGUUCUCCCAAAACUGAAGAUGAGAUGUUUAUCUGCUUAUCCUCAGGGCGUCCACGAUGAGUGACUUCGUUUCUUCAGUAGACUUUUAACUCAAAGUCUGUCAGUCACACAAUGGCAGUAGCUUAAAGCAGCCAUAUUGGUUUUUUUCCACUGUACAGUGAAAGGACAGUGUUGAUCGUCCUCUAUUUGUUUUUCUUCUCCGGUCAUGUUUGACUUCUCAUGUGUGAGCGAGCUCUCGUUUCUCUGUGAAAUCAUCACGUGUGUGUUCUCGGGGUCUGCUCCAACCGUCUAGCGCGCCAGUUUUUCCAAAUCGAUCGAACUGUUAAAAAUACGGUUUUAAAAUCUUUUAAGAAUUGAAAAUGGUCUAGUGUCUGGCCAGCCCUACACUUCAGAAACAGGAAGAGAUAGAGAGAGUCCACCCAAAAAUGAAAGCUCUUCUCUCGUCCUCAUGUUGUUCCAAACCUAUAAGACUUAAUUUAUCUUUGAAAAAUUAACCAAAAGAGAUUUUUCUGUUUGUGUCCUUCCGUUGAAAGUUCACGUAAGCAAAACUCGCCAUAAAAACGAAUCCAUGUGAAUCGAGUGGUUAAAUAUCUGGUCAAUAUUGGUUAUCGCAUACAUCCUAAUUUAAACUUAAAGUGUCCCGUUGUUGAAUUAAACGCUACAAGUCACAUUAAAGCUUUUACAUAUUUUUUUAUUCUGCUUCUGUAUAAAAAAUGAGGCCCAAUGUUACCAGAAAUAAGAUUAAAUAUUUCUUGGGAUCUCGUAAAAGCUGUACAAUACAUACAGUUAAAAACACUAGACGACAGGCCAGAAACCAAAGAUCAAGCUGAAACUUAAUUAAUUACAAAAUAAAGAACAAACAAGGACAAAAAGAUUUUUCUUGAAAUAAAAACGAUAGGAUAGUUCAUAAAAAAAAAAAAAAAUAGAAACCAUCUUUGAACUGAAGGUGUGGCAAAAGACGCGUCCACUGAAGACUGGUGUAUAUGGUGUCUUACUUAAAGCUCUGUUUGGUGUAGAAUCGUUUCAGGAGCUCGUUUGCUCAUGCUUUUGUUCCUUUGUGUGGGGAUACUCUGGGCAUGUUGCUUUUCAUUAACUUCUUAGCCAAGGAUGUCCACCAAGUACAAGAAAUGGCCUUAAAGUAGCCGUUUUAGAUUAGCUCAGAUUUGAGGUAUUUUGGGCUCCUUCGAUCUGCUUUGAACUGCAAAUUGGGCAAAGUUUGUGGCUUUUAUUAAGAGAGGGUUCUUGGGCUUACCAACCAAACCACAGAAACUUCCUGAAUAUGUUGAGGAAGGGUCACCGUUUGGUCACAUCUCAAGUGCUGUGCACUUCACAGUUAAUUACGUAAACAUUUGUAACAAAACUGUUUCAAAACAGCAUAUUCAACCUGAUGGAAGACGGAUAUUGCGAUCCGUCUGGAAUGUGAUAGGAGUGGAUAGCUGAUAUCUUCUGGAGCACAGAUGGCAUACUUUUUCUUCUAAAACAUCUCAGAGUUUCAGCCCUCCUUUCCACAAAUAUCCCAGACUUCUAUCUCAUAACCCACAGGCUUAAGAAAACCUCAAACUUCCCAUAUUGCAAGAUUUGGCUUUGACCUCUAUGUAAGCAGCGCUUCACUUCCCGCCGAGGCAGCAUGCGAGUAAUGAUCUAAAGGUUAACGUUACACCGGUGAAAUCCCAUACGUUCAGCCGGCACAUCACAGACCAUGACAAUGCAGCUCUCAUCACAGACAGAGAGAAGAUACGCCGUAAUUUUAGGAGGCUUCGGUUGGUGACCUGCACUGAUCCACAUGACUGAUAUCAGCUCUUAGCAGCUUGAGCGGUUCAUGGACUUCACACAAACAGCAGGCCACAUUCAAUGCAUGUUGGUUGGAGUCCCAUUUGCAAUACUCACAAUACAACACAAAACAUUCAAACGAGGAUUUUUCUGUAACGAUGACUCUAUCAACUACCCAUAUAAAGAAGACACCAUUUCCUAUCAGUUAUUAGGAGGAGUAAUGAUUCCUAUCACUGUGCUUACUAUGAUCAUAGGGGAGUGCCUUUCAGUCUAUCUAAACCGCGUCAAAUCAAAGUCUUUCUGCAACAGUUAUGUGGCCUGUAUCUAUAAGGCCAUUGGCACCUUCGUGUUUGGUGCCGCUAUGAGCCAAUCACUUACUGACAUUGCCAAGUAUUCCAUCGGCCGGCUGCGGCCACACUUUCUGAACGUGUGCAAACCGGACUGGACGCAGAUCAACUGCACAGGAGGGGCUUACAUUGAGGACUUCGUCUGCCUUGGGGAUUCAACCAAGGUCAACGAGGGAAGACUCUCGUUUUACUCGGGACACUCCUCAUUCUCCAUGUACUGCAUGCUGUUCCUGGCACUUUAUCUUCAAGCUAGAAUGCAAGCCGAAUGGGCACGGCUCCUUCGCCCCACGCUCCAGUUCUUCCUGAUCGCCGCCUCCGUCUAUACGGGACUGUCCCGAGUGUCCGACUACAAACACCACUGGAGCGAUGUCCUCGCAGGACUCGUACAAGGAGCCAUCGUGGCUUUACUAGUGGUUUUCUUCGUCUCUGACUUCUUCAAAAAGAGAGUGGAGCCACAGAAGGAGGCCGAGAUCCCACACACCACCUUACAGGAGACACCUACGAAUGGAAAUCAUUAUGAAAACCCAAACUAAGCUACGAUGAGCCUCAGUGGACGGGAAGGGGCAGACCACUAGUGUGGAAACCUGUGAAUGUAACCUUGCUUUCUAUGUUCUCCGGACGUCUCUUCUGAGGAGGUCUCUCUGGACGCUGUCCCACGUUGCCUUGGCUGGACUGCUUCUGCUGCUACCACAGCUUCCUGUGUAUCUCCAAAAACUAAUAUAAGUGUACCUCUAUUAAGCCACGAAAGAAAAAACUUUUUUAUCUGUAUGAAGAAAAAAAAAAGAAUCACUACACAGACUUGUUUUUUUUUUUUUUUUAAAAAUGGUUAAAAUUAUGUACAAUGUGUUGCGCUUUUACGAUGGAAACAAAUUAUGCUCGUUGACAAACAUAAAUAAAACAAUUAUGUUUCAUGUA